GUUCUGUGUGUGGUGGCGCUCGGUAGUAGAUCACAGCACGGUAGUCACACUCUUGAGCUGGUUUGAUUAAGUUUCGAUUUGCUAUCGGUAAUCGCGUACGUUCCUAUUCAUGACUGGUUGAAGUUGGUCAUUUGAAAUCGUCCGUUCUAGUUGUUAGAUCUAGUGCGUUCUUGUGCAGUACCGGACUCCGGGUAUUCGGGAAAAUAUGUAUACAGUGUCGAAAGGGCCCAGCAAGCUGGUCGCGAAAACGCGAAGAGGUAUUCCACAGAACUAUGAAAAGUUCGAACUGAUGCGUGAUCUGGGUAAGAAGAGCAGCAACGGUGACUGUGAUAGCAGAGACAAGAGCACACCCCGGCCGGUGUUUCAGACGACGAAAAAGCACUCGGCGCAGUACUUGCGAGCGCAGCAACGGCAAUCAGAGCCAGAGCAUCUCAGCCCCCAGCACGAAGAGCUGAUAAAAUAUAUCAAUGACUCGUGGAAUAUGGCGGUAGCGCCCAAUCCCUACGAUGUCCCAGGAUCACCUGACAGUAUGAGUUCCAACACCUCCCUCUCAUCCUCCUGCAGUACCAGCUCGGUGUCCUCGAGCGGUUCCAACAGCAGCACCACCACCCUGUACUAUAACGACCCGCCCAGUCCGGUGCUGGUCGACUUCAAACCGUUCGAUCUGGAAUCCUGGUGGGGGAGGAGAAUAUUCAACAAUAUCACCAAAAAUCUGUGAAAGUCUGAGUCGCAAUAAAUAGGUAGAAACAAGAGACAACACAACAAAUCGCAUAAGAAACCCACACAGUUUUACACAGAACAAAUAAAAUUAUACUUAAAUCUAUCGUACAAGCUAAUCAACUAUAGGAAACACUAUGAAAAUCUGUGAAAGCAAAUCAUUCGGCCAUAUUAGCGGUACCUCCCGGGAAUGCGAAAGAGGAGCACAAUUGGCGCAAUUCUAUAAUGGUGCAUAUUAUCAGUUCAGAAUCAGUAUGUUAGGGCAGCACAUAGGUAGCAGGAUUAGCUUAUAUGAAGCAUUAGGAAGACAUCGAGGCAGGAGGACAAGUAAAGAGGUGCGCGUGAAUUGACUUUGGGGCGUGUUUCUGUGAUCAGCUUAAGCGAGCAUUUAGGAGUGUCAGCACGAUUGGAAAAGCGCAUUGGGCAAGUGCUGGUUUAAAUCCUUAUAAUUUUUUGUUACUACCUAAACACCAAAUCGGUUCCUAAUUCUUUUGCCAAAAGUAAAUCAUUUUAGAGCGGUACCUUUGAAUCCAUGUGUCAUUGCUAUGUGGAUUACGGCCUAAAAUUUUACGCUUACUUUAUAUUUUACCUUUUUUUAAGUAGGGGGAAAUGCUAGUUCAUAAUUUGAAUGAUUCUCCACGGAUUAGUCAUAUGUAUCUCAAAUUGGAUUAGGAGAAAAAGUACAAACCAUGAACGGCGGGGUGUGCAGCGAAUAUUGUUUUGGAGCUUCGGCAUGGUAGGGGUUGUUAGAAUGAUCCAAUGUUGGAAAGAGAAGGAGACAGACGGAAUUGCUUUGAUCAUGUGCUGAACUAGUAGAAUGCAUGGAAGCGAUAGCAGCUGUUUUCGAUAAGUGAUUAUACUGAAAUAGUUUUAGCAAUUAGAUAUGUUAUGGAACUGAAAUAUGAAAUUGAUGAAGUCUAGUAAAACAUGUUUGAUAUAAAACACCGUUGA
This is a messenger RNA of Armigeres subalbatus, 1668 nucleotides long. RefSeq names its product MAPK regulated corepressor interacting protein 2. The transcript has 5 exons. Bases 206 to 718 code for a protein of 170 amino acids. NCBI's taxonomy places the organism in Eukaryota, Metazoa, Arthropoda, Insecta, Diptera, Culicidae. The record is from RefSeq and is a predicted model, not a curated record.